AUGGAGGAAACUGAACUGUGCUUUCCACAACUCAACACGUCCUGCAGGAAACUGAAACGUCCUCACUCGCACACUGUGCUCAUUUACAUUGUGCUGUCCUCCAUCGCUCUGCUGACGGCGACCCUCAACCUGCUUGUCAUCAUCUCCAUCUCACACUUCAGGCAGCUCCACACUCCCAGUAACAUCCUCCUGCUCUCUCUGGCCGUCUCUGAUUUCUUCGUGGGUCUCCUCAUGUUUUCUCAGGUUAUGCUCAUCGAGGGCUGCUGGUACCUCAGUGACCUCAUAUGUGUCCUGUAUUAUGUUUCCAACGUGAUCGCCUCCUCUGCUGCGAUAGGAACCAUGGUGCUUAUUUCAGUUGACCGCUACGUGGCUAUUUGCUACCCUCUACAUUACUCCACCAAAGUCACUCCAAAAAAAGCCAGAAUCUGCGUUUCACUGUGUUGGAUCUUUUCUCUCAUAUUCGUUGGCAUGCUGCUGAGAGACAACCUCAGACAACCAGGCAGGUAUAACUCCUGCGCUGGGGAGUGUGUGGUUGCUGCUAACUUCAUCGAACAAGUUGCAGAUCUUAUUUUGACCUUCGUUAUUCCCAUCACGGUCAUCAUAGUCCUGUACGUGAGAGUGUUUGUGGUGGCUUUGUCUCAGGCUCGCGCCAUGCGCUCUCAUAUCGCGGCCGUCUCUCUGCAGUGUCCGGGGAAAGCAGCUGUGAGGAAAUCUGAGCUGAAAGCAGCCACGACUCUUGGCGUUGUUGUCGUUGCGUUUCUGUUGUGUCUCUGCCCGUAUUUCUGCGUUACACUCACAGCAGACGACACUUUGUUCAACACGUCGUCUGCUGCCAUUGUAAUAUGUCUGUUCUACUUCAACUCCUGUCUAAACCCCAUCAUCUAUGCAUUUUUCUAUCCCUGGUGCAGAAAAUCUUUUAAACUUAUUCUUACACUCCAGAUACUGAAGCCUGGCUCCUGUAAUGCCAACGGGAACGAGGCAUCACACGGCACCUUUGCCAAGUGGCUGGUGGACCUCAGAGUAGACCACAGCAACCUCCCAGAGGAUGAACCAGUCACUAUUACCAAGGCAGAGAUCCAACAAUGA
Messenger RNA from Stegastes partitus (bicolor damselfish), 1086 nucleotides. RefSeq names its product trace amine-associated receptor 8a-like. Gene Ontology annotation, cellular component: membrane. The coding region runs from base 1 to 1086 and encodes 361 amino acids. NCBI's taxonomy places the organism in Eukaryota, Metazoa, Chordata, Actinopteri, Pomacentridae. The record is from RefSeq and is a predicted model, not a curated record. Gene Ontology annotation, biological process: G protein-coupled receptor signaling pathway. Gene Ontology annotation, molecular function: trace-amine receptor activity. The transcript is spliced from 3 exons.